AUGACACAUUGGGCAAAUAACAAGACUCUCGAUGGGCAAAAACAUCAACUCAAUCAAUUAAACAAUAUGACAAUGGCAACUGAUUGCACGAGAGACAUGCACCAGGAUGGACUAAUCCUACCACGGAAGCCGGCCAACCCAUGCCUGACCUCCGCCGAUCAUCAAAACCUUCAUCGAGAACUCUUAUUCAAUCAAAAAAUCGGAAAAAAUGUUCUGGGACAAAAAUCAGAAUUGCAAAAAGCGCUGGAGAAACACAAGCGAACGCAAAAUCAGAAGGAGAUCGAACAACAAAAGAACUCUUGCCGCACACCAUUCGAACGAAUGAUUGAAGAGCGGGCCAAAAAAAUCGAAACGCAAAUGGAAAAAACUGAUGCAAAAGAAAAGGACGAUGAUAAACCAGAAUUUCUACAGGUCCAUGCUAAACUGCGAGCCAAAAUGGCCAAAACAGACUGA
This is a messenger RNA of Macrosiphum euphorbiae (potato aphid), 453 nucleotides long. Lineage: Eukaryota; Metazoa; Arthropoda; Insecta; Hemiptera; Aphididae. The record is from the annotation of a GenBank genome assembly.